AUGCUUACCCGCAUUCCUCCCGACUAUGAAGUUCGCGAACAGUUCCACUCGGAGCAAAACCAUGUCAAAAUCAUUCACGUUGGUGCUGGCGUAUCUGGUCUUUUGACAGCGUACAAAGCGAGGAAGUAUCUCAAAGAUUAUGAGCUGGUCUGUUACGAGAAAAAUCCGACUAUUGGAGGGACAUGGUGGGAGAAUAGAUACCCAGGAUGCGCCUGCGACGUACCCAGUCACUCGUACACACUCACAUUCGAGCCAAAUCCAGAAUGGAGCGGCUUCUAUGCUUUUGGAAGUGAAAUCCAGGCGUAUUUUCAGAAAUUCUAUGAGAAAUAUGAAUUGCAACCUUAUAUGAAAUUCGACACAAAGGUUUUGUCGGCUGUAUGGCAUGAAGACAAAGGAGAGUGGAAGGUGGAGCUGGAAAAGGGUGGCGAGAAGUUCACCGACUGGUGUAAUGUCCUGAUCAAUGGUUCCGGACCCAUUAACAAGUGGAAGUGGCCCGUCAUAGAAGGAAUCGAAACAUACAAGGGAACUCUCGCUCACACUGCCAACUGGUCUUCCAACAUCGACUGGAAAGGAAAGCGUGUGGCUGUAAUUGGCAGCGGCUCGAGUUCGGUCCAAGUGGUACCGCAGCUAGCUGAAGGUUGCGAGUCCCUUACUGUAUUUGCGCGAAACUCAACAUGGAUUGCGCCCCAAAUGGGCUCUCAGGACGUCAAGAUCCUGCCCCCAGACUCCGAACAGACCUCGAAGCCCGCGGCAGCCGGAAAGCAUCAGUACACCGAAGAAGAAAAAGAGAAGAUGCGCACGGACCCGGAAGCGUUCCUCAAGUAUCGGAAGGAGGUUGACGGUGCCCUGCAGAAGGGAUUUUCGGUCUUUCUCCGUGGAAGUGAUCUCAACGUUAUGGCGAAGAAAGGUAUGGCUGAGAUGAUACGUGCUCGCAUCGGUCCCGGUCAUGAGGAUCUGAAGGAAAAAUUCAUUCCAAAAUGGUCGCCUGGCUGCCGAAGGAUGACGCCUGGUGAAGGAUACCUUGAAGCACUGACAAAAGACCAUGUGUCUGUCAUAUCCGACGAAAUCGUGAGGUUCACAGAGAACGGUUUGGUGACUGCCGACGGUAAAGACUUUGAAUUCGACAUCAUUGCUUGUGCCACUGGCUUUAACGUUGCGUUCGCUCCACACUUCAAGAUGGUUGGCGUCGACGGCGUAGUGUUGCAGGAAGAGUGGGCUGAAUACCCCAAUAUCUACCUUAGCGUAGCAAGUCCCAAGUUCCCCAACUAUUUUACCGUCGGCGGUCCAACCGGCAACUGGGGCCAAGGUUGCGUACUAGUAUCACAUGAAGUCCAGGUUGAAUACGCCAUGCAAUGCUGCGUUAAAAUCGCGGAAGAAAACCUGCACUCACUCGAAGUCUGUCAAUCGCCCACGACUCAGUACCUCCUGCACAGCUACACUUGGCACAACGCCAAAUCCGUCUGGGCCGAGGACUGCCGCUCUUGGUACAAAGACAACAAACCCAACGGGCGCAUCCAGCUGUGGUGCGGCAGCAUGAUGCAUUUGCUCAAGACGCUGCGGACGCCGCGAUGGGAGGACUAUCGGAUCAAGCGGAGGGAUGCGAACAUGUGGACUUUCUUGGGGAAUGGAAGGAUUGAGUUGGAGGUGGAGGGAGAGAAAGGGAAGGAGGUCGAUUGGGCGCCGUAUAUCAGGAAUGCUGAUGUGCCGUGGAGUUUAGACUUGUGA
Letharia columbiana is the source of this 1725-nucleotide messenger RNA. RefSeq lists its product as uncharacterized. The coding region runs from base 1 to 1725 and encodes 574 amino acids. The record is from RefSeq and is a predicted model, not a curated record. The transcript has 11 exons. Lineage: Eukaryota; Fungi; Ascomycota; Lecanoromycetes; Lecanorales; Parmeliaceae. Gene Ontology annotation, molecular function: N,N-dimethylaniline monooxygenase activity; flavin adenine dinucleotide binding; NADP binding.